AUGCCUGCUCCGAGACGGUUCCUGGUUGCCUCCACCUCUAUGCCACUUGCUGUGGGAUGGGGCUGGAACGUGUGCGUGUAUCUCGGACUUCUUACCCUCCUUCUGCUUCUGAUAGGACUAGUGCUGUGGAUGGUGCUGAAGCAGCUGAGGAACUCUGUGGGAAACACAGCCAUGCAGUCUGGACGCUCGUUCAGGGAGCCGCACUAUGGAAACUGCAGGAGCAUCAGACUGGCGCUGGGUGGACCCGCUGCAGAUCUGGGUCGAACAGAGCUCACAGGUAACCUGAUCACACUCUUCUCACAUCUCUCUCCCGUUCUGCCUGUAGUGCUCCAGCUUCAGGCUUACAGGGGCAGUGUGAAAGCCUUCGUGCAUUUCAAUGCCAAGCAGGAUGCAGAUACCUUACGAAAAGCCAUGAAAGGAGUCGGCACUGAUGAAGACACCAUCCUCAUGCUCUUAACUGCUCGGAACAAUGACCAGAGACAAGAGAUCAAGGCGGCGUAUAAAAAAGCACACGGCAAAGACCUAGUGAAAGAUCUAAAGUCCGAGUUGGGAGGGAAGUUAGAGGAUCUGAUCAUACCUCUGAUGUCUGCGCCUCGUGUGUAUGAUGCAGAUCAGCUCCACAAGGCCAUCAAGGGAGCAGGUACUAAUGAUAAAGUUCUGAUUGAGAUUUUGGCCUCCAGGACCCCCGAGCAGAAAAAGGAGAUUAACAAGAUAUACAAGAAAGAGUAUGGAGGCAAGCUGGAGAAGGACAUCAUGGGAGAUACAUCUGGACACUAUCAGAGGUUGCUGGUUAUGCUUGCACAGGGAGAAAGGGAGGAGGGAGUGGAUGAAAGCCGAGUGGAGAAAGACGCCAAGGAAUUGUUUGCUGCCGGUGCAAAAAAAGUCGGCACUGAUGAAGAAAAGUUUGUUCAGAUACUGGGAAACAGGAGCAUCGAGCACCUGAGGCAAGUGUUUGAUGUGUAUAAGAAAAUAGCUGGAUGUGACAUUGAAGAGAGUAUUUGCGGGGAGUUUACUGGCAACCUUGAGGCAUUGCUCGUAGCAGUGGUGAAAUGUGUGAAAAGUAUCCCGGGAUAUUUCGCUUACUCCCUGCGUGACUCUAUGAGGCGUGCCGGCACUGAUGAUGAGACUCUGAUCAGGAUCAUGGUGUCCCGGAGUGAGGAGGACAUGCUGGACAUCAGAGCCCAGUACAAGAAGAUGUAUGGAGAAUCACUGCACCGUACCAUACAGGAGGACACUGAUGGGGAUUAUGGGAAGGCCCUGCUCUAUCUCUGUGGUGGAGAUGAUUAAUUCUCAAUUAUUUCUCAAUGUAUGGUUUGCUUGUAUCUGCUCUUUAUUCAUAUUUAUCAUAAAUUCAUAGAUACAUUAUUUUGUAUGUUUUAUAUUACUAAUAGUA
This is a messenger RNA of Silurus meridionalis, 1393 nucleotides long. RefSeq names its product annexin A5a (gene anxa5a). Gene Ontology annotation, biological process: negative regulation of coagulation. Gene Ontology annotation, molecular function: calcium-dependent phospholipid binding; calcium ion binding. Lineage: Eukaryota; Metazoa; Chordata; Actinopteri; Siluriformes; Siluridae. Bases 1 to 1287 code for a protein of 428 amino acids. Gene Ontology annotation, cellular component: cytoplasm. The transcript is spliced from 13 exons. The record is from RefSeq and is a predicted model, not a curated record.